Molecule: messenger RNA, 6191 nt
Organism: Nerophis ophidion (straightnose pipefish)
Lineage: Eukaryota; Metazoa; Chordata; Actinopteri; Syngnathiformes; Syngnathidae
Product: kelch-like protein 41b
Exons: 6
Coding region: 84-1886 (600 amino acids)
Molecular function (GO): protein binding
Source: RefSeq, a predicted model, not a curated record
GACCCCUUUCUCUCGACUGCCCUUUUCCAGCCGGGACUGAGUGCCUCGAGGACCCUGUGCUCGCCGUCUUCCACCACGCCAUCAUGGACCCCAACGCCGUCAAGGAGGAGCUGCGCCUGUUCCAGAGCACCCUGCUCCAGGACGGUCUGAAGGAGCUGCUGAACGAGAACAAGUUUGUGGACUGCACCUUGAAGGUGGGCGACCGCAGCCUGCCCUGCCACCGGCUCAUCAUGGCCGCCUGCAGCCCGUACUUCCGCGAGGUCUUCUUCACGGAGGACGGGAAGGAGGUGGAGAACACCAAGGAGGUGGUGCUGGAGGACGUCAACCCCGCCGUCCUGGACAUGAUCGUCCAGUACCUCUACUCGGCCGAGAUCGACCUCACGGACGACAACGUCCAGGACAUCAUCGCCGUGGCCAACAAAUUCCAGAUCCCGUCCGUCUUCACCGUCUGCGUCAACUACCUCCAGAAGAAGAUCUCCACGGGCAACUGCAUGGCCAUCUUCAGGAUGGGCCUGGUGCUCAACUGUCCCCGGCUGGCCGUCGCCGCCCGCGACUACAUCGCCGACCGCUUCCAGCUGCUGCGCCAAGACGAGGAGUUCCUCAAGCUGGCCGCCCACGAGCUCUUCGCCGUCAUCGGCGGCGACGCGCUCAACGUGGAGCGCGAGGAGACGGUGUUCGAGACCGUCAUGGCCUGGGUGCGCUACGACAAGGAAAAGCGCGCCAAGGUCCUGAAGGACGCCUUCGACUGCGUCCGCUUCCGCCUGCUGCCCGAGAAGUACUUCAAAGAGAAAGUGGAGAGCGACGAGCUGGUCAGGGCCGACCCCGAGCUCCAGAAGACCGUCCAGGCCGUGCGGGACGCCUUCAAGGGGAAGCUCCCGGAGACCCCCGCCAAGAAGGACGGCGAGGAGGACGAGGGCGCCGGCCUCUUCCCCGGUUUCCUGAACGACAGGCGCCGACACGGCAUGUACGCCCGGGACUUCAUCCUGAUGGUGAACGACACGGCGGCGGUGGCGUACGACGUCAACGAGAACGAGUGUUUCCUGGCCGCCAUGUCGGAGCAGGUCCCUCGCAACCACGUCAGCCUGACCUCGCAGGACAACCAGCUCUACAUCAUCGGGGGUCUCUUUGUGGACGAGGAGGACAAGGACGCUCCUCUGCAGUGUUACUUCUACUCGCUGGACACCCUGGCCUCUGAGUGGGUGGCACUGCCCCCCAUGCCCUCGCCCCGCUGCCUCUUCAGCAUUGGCGAGAGCAACAACUUGCUGUUUGCUGUGGCGGGCAAAGACCUGCAGACCAACCAGUCCCUGGAUUCUGUCAUGUGCUACGACAUCCAGAAGAUGAAGUGGAGCGAGAGUAAGAAACUUCCUCUGAAGAUCCACGGCCACGCUGUUGUGUCCUACAAAGGCCUGGUCUACUGCAUCGGUGGCAAGACUGAUGAGAACAAAGCUCUCAGCAAGAUGUUCGUGUACAACCACAAGCAGUCCGAGUGGAGAGAGCUGGCGGCCAUGAAGACGCCGCGAGCCAUGUUUGGCGCCAUCAUCCACGACGGCAAGAUGGUGGUGGCGGGCGGCGUGAACGAGGGAGGCCUCAGCGCCUCGUGUGAAUCCUACAACUUUGCGACCAACAAGUGGGAGCCCUUCGCCGAGUUCCCUCAGGAGAGGAGCUCCCUCAACUUGGUGACCGCCGGCGGCGCCCUGUACGCCGUGGGAGGCUUCGCCAUGAUCCAGAUGGAGAACAAGGAGGUGGCUCCCACGGAGGUGACGGACGUCUGGCAGUACGAGAGCGAUAAGAAGCAGUGGAGCGGCAUGCUGAGGGAGAUGCGUUACGCCGCCGGGGCUUCUUGUGUGUCCAUGCGUCUCAACGCCGCCAGGAUGCCCAAACUCUAGACGGCCGUGUUGUUUCCUGCAUCCUCCUCGCAUCUCUGAGAGCCCACUUCCUCUUCAGUCUUCUCUCAUCAGUCGCAUCUGAACUACAGAAAGGGCAGCAAACUCCACAGAAGCUAAAAGCAACUUAUCUGAAGCACUCUUGACAUGGUUUUGUAAAAAAAAACACCUUUUUGCACUGUUCAGGAUCAGGGGCGUCACUAGACCUAAUAUUUUACUGGGGCACACCUGGGGCACAAAUCAUUCAUGCGAGCGUGCAAAGCGCGCAGGCAAAAACAUUUUUAUUAUCAUAAAAAAUACAUAAAUAGUGCUUUAAACUAUGAAAUCAUAUCAGAAUAUGUUGUAUGGAUCUUUGAUGAACCACCUGAAAUUAACUCAUGCAUUUGACCUACUUGUGCACUUUUUUUACUCCAGACUUCUAAAAUGCUACUGGUAAAAGCAAAAAGGAAGAGCAAUGAAUCUUUUUGAAAUAUAUAUUGCAGUCUUCAGUAAUGCGGACGUUGUACCGAUCCGUUGUGGUGAAGUAGGAGCUGAGCCGGAAGGCAAAGCUCUCAAUUUACCGGUCGAUCUACGUUCCCAUCCUCACCUUAAUGACCGAAAGGACAAGAUCACGGGUACAAGCGGCCGAAGUGAGUUUCCUCUCCCUUAGAGAUAGGGUGAGAAGCUCUGCCAUCCGGGAGGAACUCAAAGUAAAGCCGCUGCUCCUCCACAUGGAGAGGAGCCAGAUGAGGUGGUUCGGGCAUCUGGUCAGGAUGCCACCCGAACGCCUCCCUAGGGAGGUGUUUAGGGCACGUCCAACCGGUAGGAGGCCACGGGGAAGACCCAGGACACGUUGGGAAGACUAUGUCUCCCGGCUGGCCUGGGAACGCCUCGGGAUCCCCCGGGAAGAGCUAGACGAAGUGGCUGGGGAGAGGGAAGUCUGGGUUUCCCUGCUUAGGCUGCUGCCCCCGCGACCCGACCUCGGAUAAGCGGAAGAUGGUUGGAUAUUGCAGUAAUCAUCAGCAAAUUUAACAUCUACAAAAGUAAAAGCACCUCUACAUCUCUGGGGUUCUUUUAUAUUAUUUAAUUUCCUCCAGUGAUUAUACUACUUGUAAGAAAUGUAGUGUAUUUGCAGUAAUCAUCAGCAAAUUUAACAUCUAUAAAAGUAAAAGCACCUCUACAUCUCUGGGGUUCUUUUAUAUUAUUUAAUUUCCUCCAGUGAUUAUACUACUUGUAAGAAAUGUAGUGUAUUUGCAGUAAUCAUCAGCAAAUUUAACAUCUAUAAAAGUAAAACCACCUCUACAUCUCUGGGGUUCUUUUAUAUUAUUUAAUUUCCUCCAGUGAUUAUACUACUUGUAAGAAAUGUAGUGUAUUUGCAGUAAUCAUCAGCAAAUUUAACAUCUAUAAAAGUAAAAGCACCUCUACAUCUCUGGGGUUCUUUUAUAUUAUGGGGCGGUAUAGCUCGGUUGGUAGAGUGGCCGUGCCAGCAACCUGAGGGUUGCAGGUUCGAUUCCCGCUUCCGCCAUCCUAGUCACUGCCGUUGUGUCCUUGGGCAAGACACUUUACCCCCCUGCUCCCAGUGCCACCCACACUGGUUUAAAUGUAACUUAGAUAUUGGGUGUCAUAUGUAAAGUGCUUUGAGUCACUAGAGAAAAGCGCUAUAUAAAUACAAUUCAUUCAUUCAUUCAUUAUUUAAUUUCCAUUCAUGGCAAUGUGGCUAAUCCUAUUUCAGAUACACAAAACUAUAGAUGGAUAGAUAGUACUUUAUUUAUUCCAUCAGGAGAGUUCCUUCAGGAAAAUUACAAUUUUCAGCACAAUCCCAUUCAAGUUUAGACAAACAUUACAGGGAGACAGAACAGGAUCGCUUCCAGGGCCCCUUACAAAAAAGAUCAGAUACAGGUAAACAAGGGCGGGGAGGGUUAGGAGAUUAAAAUAAAAAAAAAUGGUCUUAGCCAGGACUCUGGAGAGGGGGUGCAGACUGAGGCCAAGGGAAAAAAACCACAAUUCAUAGCCAUAGAAGAACACAUCCUUCUUACAUGUGUGUAUAAAAUACACACAAAACAAUAAAGCCACAGUAGUAGAAUAAAUGAACAACUGUUGUGUGUCUGUUCAGGGAAUCAUUUUCUGAGAAGCAAACUGUAACGUCUCCUUUUCAUUUUUGCAAAGUGGUCAAUCACUCUGGACAGACAUGGAAAUAUUACAGUAACUGUUAUACAGUUGACCAGUGGUUCCCAACUGCUGGCUCCUGACAUAAAAGUGGAUUGUGGCUCAUUUUCAGUCAGAUGUCCAUCCAUCCAUCCAUCCAUCUUCUUCCGCUUAUCCGAGGUCGGGUCGCGGGGGCAGCAGCCUAAGCAGGGAAGCCCAGACUUCCCUCUCCCCAGCCACUUCGUCUAGCUCUUCCCGGGGGAUCCCGAGGCGUUCCCAGGCCAGCCGGGAGACAUAGUCUUCCCAACGUGUCCUGGGUCUUCCCCGUGGCCUCCUACCAGUUGGACGUGCCCUAGGGAGGCGUUCGGGUGGCAUCCUGACCAGAUGCCCGAACCACCUCAUCUGGCUCCUCUCCAUGUGGAGGAGCAGCGGCUUUACUUUGAGUUCCUGUGCAUGAAAAAUAAAAAGUUUAGAGAGAAAAAAAUCCAAGCAGAUUAUUUUAGCCUUUUUUCUAGUGAGUAUUUUAGCAAAAGGCAAAGCGACUAACAAGUUGGAGGAGGACUCAGGACAGACAUGGAAAUAUAUUUAAAAAAAAUCUAAAUGGGGCAACAAAACCCGAUAUUUUCCGCCAUCUUUCUGAAAACAAACACAGAAAUGUUACUAUUUUUUCUGGAAACAAAACCAGAUGCUUUAGCAGUAGCCAUUUUUUCUGGUGACAAAACAAGAUUAUUUUAGUCCAAGUCACAGCGAUUAACAAGACAAGUCUAAUGUGCUAUUUUUCUGUGAAAUAAACUUGAAUGAUUUAAAAAUGUGGCUCACGACUUGAUGAUAUGGAAAAAUGUUUUUCUCCCUGAAGAUAAAGCACUCAACUCACACAUGCUGACUCCAAAUCAUCUUUGAUGCAGAAGCAGCAGACAAUAACCAACAUGAUGUUUCAUCUUCAUUGGAAAUUCCCCCGACAGCUCGUACAGCAAAUGAAUAUGUUUGUCUUGAUACAAAGAAUAAUGUUAGCUAACUUAGCAUCAACUUAAGACAAUGAUGUUGCCCAGCUAGCGAGGACUUCACUUACAUCUCUCAUUCCUGCUGCUUCUUCUCUGCUGCGGGACAAUAACUUUCUUAAAUCCCUCUUGGAGUUACAGUUUGAGUCAAAUCAAAAUCAAAAUAAUGUAAUUACACCCCUUCAAAAUAAAAGUUUUGUAAAAAGCCGUCACCUUUUUCCAGACAAAACUGCUUGUAACUUCCGUUAGGAAUGUCGUAGGGACAUGAAACAAAAACCUCUAUGUAGGUCUGACUUAGACCUACAUUUCCAUUAAACACUUCUAUACCUAAAAUCAACAGGAAGUUGACAAAAACCCCUUCAAAACUAAAUUUUUGCAAAAAAUGCCUUUUUGCUUCUUUGAACUGAUAUUUGACCCCCUUAAAAUGCUUCAAAGUGCCAGUUAAAGCUAUACUAUGCCAAGCGAAAGCCAUUUAUCAACAACAUCCAGAAACGCCAAUCUGUAAUUUGACCCCCUUAACAUGCUUCAAAACUCACCAAAUUUUACACACACAUCAGGACUGGUGAAAAUUGCCAUCCAAUAAAAAAACAAACCCCAAAAAUGAAAAUUGUGCUCUAGCUCCCCCUAGGAAAAAAAACUGACAAAACUGCUUGUAAAUUCUGUUAGGAAUGUCGUAGAGUGAUGAAACAAAAACUUCUAUGUAGGUCUGACUAAGAUCGGGACUCGGGACACGGCGGCAGCGGCCAAAGGCGGACCCGACCAACGCUGCUUGCAGCUUUAAUUAACAAAUUGUUGUUGGCUAACGUUACCUACCUCACGCAGUGAUUCUCAGCCUCUCUCUCUCUCUCUCUCUCAACCGAAGUCGAUCCACACGUGAAUAAAUGAGCAUAUUAAUUAGCCAUGUGCUCAUUGUUAGUGGAGUGAAUACAGUAGCAAUCAAUGACCAUACUAAGUAGUAUGUGCGCUGUUGUCUAUGUUAUGUAGGCUUAAAACUCUGAAGCGUUUUUUUUUUUUUUAUUUGUGAAAUUUUUACUGGGGCACUGCAGAUCAACAGUGGGGAACGUGCCCCAGUGAAAUAUGUCUGGCGACGCCCCUGUUCAGGAUGUCAACCUUUCACUUUUCCACCGCCAAUAAACACUCUUUUGUUUGUUAAUAACAUUAAAAAUAAUCAUUUUGUUGGUGAUAA